AUGGACUGGUAUAUGUCAAGCCUCUCGUCUGCCACCUCGGGCCCGACAGACAAUCUUCUCUACAUGUAUGAGAAUGCGUACCAGGGUUUUGCAGCAUCCUUGGAGCCGGAACAGGCAGAGGCUCUAAGAAAGCAGAGCUAUGUCCUUGGGAUGUAUGAGGAUGUCCCACUGAAGCUCCACACGACCCACACGCCCAGCUUCCUGAAGAGUCAAAAAGCUUCAACGACUCUGGGUUUCCAGAGAUCCCAGCACGAUGGAAGUGCAAAUGUGAGAUGGGACCUGAUUUCGAUCCCCUCCGCUGUAAUAAAAAGCUCAUCGGAGCACAAUUCAUCUCGAAGGGGUAUACUAAUGCUGAGUUGUAAUCGAUUUACUCGGUACUACUACGUGCAUGUAGAAGGAAAUACCACCGGUGUACUCUCACCUAGGGACCACCAGGGACAUGGGACCCACACCGCGAGCACAGCUGCUGGUUCACCUGUCCCGGGUGCCGCCUUCCUAGGGAAAGUUAUGGGCACUGCACGCAGCAUGGCUCCCCAUGCACGUGUAGCAAUCUACAAGGUUUGUUGGGAUAGUAAUUGUUGGAAUUCUGAUAUACUCGCCGGGAUGGACCAGGCUAUAAAGGACGGCGUGGACAUCAUGUCCUUAUCACUUGGCGGAUCUGACAUGUUCUAUUUCGAUAACUCGGUCACAGUUGGGGCAUUUACUGCAAUGGAGAAGGGAAUUUUUGUGUCUGCAUUGGCCGGUAAUGAGGGCCCAGAGUCUGGGACGGUGAAAAAUGGAGCUCCAUGGAUCAUGACAGUCAGUGCAUCAAGCAUAGACCGCGAUUUGCCAGCAAACAUUUUCCCUUGGCAAUGGACAACAAUCACUGGGUUAUCAAAGUAUGCACAAGCAGGAUUAGACAAACCAGUUGGUCUUGUUUACAACAAGGGAAUCCAUGGAAGCAAUAUGUGCUUGAAUGGUACAUUGGAUCCUGCAGCAGUUAAGGGAAAGGUGGUGCUAUGUGACCGAGGGGGGAAUGAGCGGGUGGAGAAAGGACUGGUUGUGCGCAAUGCUGGAGGGAUUGGAAUGAUACUUGCAAACACACAGACUAGCGAUCGGGAUUUAGCGUCUGACCCCCACUUUCUACGGGCCGUGAUGGUUGGAGUCACGACUGGCAAUACAAUGAGGCAAUAUGUGAUGUCCGAUCCUAAUCCAAUUGUCAGAGUUACUUUCACUCCGUACCGGCUCAAUGUGAGGCCAGCUCCUGUGGUGGCAAAGUUCAGCUCUAGAGGGCCCUACAACCCAUCCGUUCAAAUACUAAAGCUCGAUGUGAUUGCUCCCGGUGUUGACAUUGUGUCUGCUUGGACAAAUGAUGCCCCUCCUACGAAGAGCCCAUUUGAUAAAAGAAGGGUUCAGUUCAAUAUCGAAUCAGGAACGUCUAUGUCAUGCCCCCAUGUUAGUGGACUUGCCGCCCUGCUGAGAGCGGCCCAUCCAGAGUGGAGCACAAGUGCAAUCAAACGGCCCAUCACCGAUGGCAAAGAUAGCUCAGUCGCCGAUCCAUGGACCUUGGGCUCUGGCCAUGUGGAUCCGCAAGAGGCUCUUUCCCCUGGCCUGGUUUACAACCUUACGAGGGAUGACUAUAUGGCAUUCAUCUGUGGACUCAACUACACCAUAGAGCAGGUGCAGUUGGUCGUGAGAGAUCCAAGUGUGAACUGCUCGAGGAAAUUCUCUAACCUAGGUGAGCUCAACUAUCCAUCGUUCUCAGUCAUAAUGAACGAGAAUAGGACAGUGAUUGACUACGCCCGGGAGGUCACCAAUGUUGGAGCCCCCGGGUCCACCUAUCAAGUAGCAAUUGCCACCCCGCGCUCCGUGGCAGUGAACGUGCAACCAAUGACGCUGGCUUUUGGGCCAGUUGGUGAUAAGAAGAGAUACACGGUGACAUUUGCCGCAAAUAGUACAAACGGUACAGACAUAGACAAGACGUACGGUUUCAUUACAUGGUAUAACAGGGAGCACCGAGUUAGGACCCCGAUGGUCUUCACCUACAUGUUGAGUUGA
Molecule: messenger RNA, 2037 nt
Organism: Punica granatum (pomegranate)
Lineage: Eukaryota; Viridiplantae; Streptophyta; Magnoliopsida; Myrtales; Lythraceae
Source: RefSeq, a predicted model, not a curated record